Messenger RNA from Syngnathus acus (greater pipefish), 4855 nucleotides. It is a transcript of the gene brd1a, whose product is annotated as bromodomain containing 1a. Lineage: Eukaryota; Metazoa; Chordata; Actinopteri; Syngnathiformes; Syngnathidae. The record is from RefSeq and is a predicted model, not a curated record. Gene Ontology annotation, molecular function: protein binding. Gene Ontology annotation, biological process: regulation of transcription by RNA polymerase II. Gene Ontology annotation, cellular component: MOZ/MORF histone acetyltransferase complex. The transcript is spliced from 12 exons. The coding region runs from base 653 to 4462 and encodes 1269 amino acids.
GACCUGCAAGGAGGUUCUCGCUCGUUCGCUUCAACGUGUGCUGCGUUCACUGUCAAUUAAAGAGCAUUCGCUAUCUAGGUUUCAUAUUACCAAUGCGUGGGUAGACGCGAAGUGGAAUAUGUUUAUUUUUAUUGGGUUAUUUUUUUUUAAAUAAAACGUGAUUGCAAGAAUGGUUGGUUUGGAAAUAAAUGUUUGUGUCCUAUUUGUGUUAGGGGGAGAAACGAUCAAUCAAAUGACCCAGCGUACGAUGGGACGUAAACUCACCGCGGUGGCUCGCGUUUGCUGCCCCUGUUGGACGCUUUGUUGUCGGGUUUAGCUUUGUGUGUCUGUGUGUAUGUAGCGUCGUCAAAAGAUCGCGUGACAGAUGGGGCUUUUGUGUGAAAUACGACUCGCUACCAACAUGACCUCCAGCGUCACGCGUCGAGCGUUGCGUGCACUGGGAGUUGUCUGCUGAAAAUGCAUUGUUGUGUUGGGGGGUGGAAGAGCCGCCCGGGCUGCCGCCGCUGCUGCUCUCUGCAGCUCUUCACUCCGGCUCGAUCGCUCGCUCGAUUAUGAAUCACCCUUUAAAACCUAAAACUAGCGUGGAGGGGAUCGUCGGAACGGAACGAAGCGCCAAGCCUGCAUUAGCAUAUGAAUCCAAACGCCGAAUUGGAUGAGAACUCGGCGUACAGAAGAGAGCCACUUAGCAGGCCGUGUCGCCAUUGCUGGCUGCUGGCGAGCUAACUGUUUGACAAGCAAAGAAACACGGAGCAGCGAGAUGAAGAAGAAAGCCCGGAACCACCGAGUCUCGGCUCCGCCGAGGCCUUCGUCGCCCAUCAAGCCCUCGCCCAACAAACAGAUCCUGACGUACGCCCAGGCGCAGCGAAUGGUGGAAUUCGAACUGGACGGCCGCAUCCAUCGGCUCAGCGUCUUCGACCGCCUCGACGUGGUUUCGGACGGCGACCCCGUGUUGCGGGAGAUGCUGGAGUGCGCCAACAACAAGGAGAACGCCGAUAAACCGCAGCAGCAGGUUCUGCUGAGGUCGGUCCGAUUAAAAAACAAUCAGGAGAAGAGAAAGGCUGCGCUCGGCCUCGCUGCUCACAAAGGAGGCGGCGGCGGCGGCGGCGGCGGCGGCGGCCAUCCUGUCGCUGCAAAUCCCGGUCCAAAACUUCCGGAGGCAAAAUUCCGAACCGUGGAGUACAACCUGCCCGCAGUUCCCAAACGCCCGUCUUCUUACUACAAAUACGAAGAGAAGACAGAGGAGGAGCUGGACGAGGAAACGGAGUACGACAUGGACGAGGAAGAUUACGCCUGGCUGGAUUUGGUCAACGAAAAGCGGCGAAGCGAAGGUGCCAGCCAGGUGUCUUUUAACGUCUUUGAGUUCUUGGUGGACCGCUUUGAGAAGGAGUUGUACCUAGAGGGCUUGGAUAAAGGCAGCGAGAAGCAAGCGUCGGUGGACGAGGACACGGUCUGCUGCAUCUGCAUGGACGGCGAGGCUCACAACAGCAACGCCAUCCUCUUCUGCGACGCCUGCAACGUGGCCGUGCACCAGGAGUGCUACGGCGUCCCCUACGUCCCCGAGGGUCAGUGGCUUUGCCGCCAUUGCCUGCAGUCGCCGGCGCAACCCGCACGCUGCGUCCUCUGCCCCAGCGAGGGCGGCGCGGUGAAAAAAACGGACGACGGGCGCUGGGGCCACGUGGUGUGCGCCCUGUGGGUCCCCGAAGUGGGCUUCUCCAACGCCACCUUCAUCGAGCCCAUCGACGGCGUGCGCCACAUCCCGCCGGCCCGCUGGAAGCUCACCUGCUACCUGUGCAAAGAAAAGGGCGUGGGGGCGUGCAUCCAGUGCCACAAAGCCAACUGCUACACCGCCUUCCACGUCAGCUGCGCCCAAAAGGCCGGCCUCUUCAUGAAGAUUGAGCCCGUCAAAGACCUGACCGAGUCGGGCGAGCCCACCGUCUCGCUCAAGAAGACCGCCUACUGCGGCGCGCACACGCCCAACGGCUGCGUGAGGAGGAAGCUCACCAUAUACGACCGGGCCAAAGCCAAGAAUGGGCUCGGCGCCAGAUCGGAUAAAAGCAGAGGAGCCGGGCAGUGCAAAGGCAAGCAUAAGAGGAAGAGCAAGAAACCGGAAGCUGAUGUUGAAAGUGAGGCGCCGUCUCCUCCUGCUCUGCCUACGUUUCCUUCUCACAGGUUACAAACCAUUCUGAACCAAGUCUCGGUCCAGAAAAAGAAAGCCUUCGUGGAGCUGGUUCUAAAUUACUGGACCCUCAAACGUCAAUCCAGGAACGGGCUCCCGUUGAUCCGACGUCUGCAGACGAGCUCGCAAUCCCAGAAAAACGCGCAGCCGAAGCAGACCGAGGAAGAUACGCGGGCGCUGAAGGAGCAGCUGAAGGAGUGGCACCGGCUCCGGCACGACCUCGAGAGGGCCCGGUUGUUGCUGGAGCUCAUCCGCAAGAGGGAGAAACUCAAGAGGGAGGAGUUAAAGUUGCAAGAGAGUCUACUGGAGAUGAAGCUCACGCCAUUCAGCAUCCUGCUCAGAGCCGUCUUGGACCAGCUGGUGUCCAAAGACCAGGCCAGGAUCUUCACCCAGCCGGUGGACGUGGACGAGGUGCCCGACUACCUGGACCACAUCAAGCGCCCGAUGGACUUCUCCACCAUGCGCCAGCGCAUCGACGCCCAGAAGUACUGCGACUUCCAGCGCUUCCAGGAGGACUUUGACCUCAUUGUGGAUAACUGCAUGAAGUACAACUCCAAGGAGACCUACUUCUACCGGGCCGCAGUUCGACUCCGGGAUCAGGGCGGGGCGGUGAUUCGGAAAGCGAGGCGGGACGCCGAGAAGAUCGGCUUUGACGCGGUGAGCGGGAUGCAUCUGGACGAGGCCCCUCAAUUGAAGACGUCGGCUUUUUCGUGGGAGGACGUGGAUCGCUUACUAGUGUCGGCCAAUCGCAGCCAUUUGCCGCUGGACAAGCAGCUGCAGCAACUUCUGGAGAAGUUAGACCUGACCUGCGCCAUGAAGUCCAGCCCGUCGCGCAGCAAACGCAUCAAGCUGCUCAAAAAGACCAUCAAUGACGUGCGCAGCGACAUGAGCCUGGCGCGGGUCCAGUCCUCCACUCACCACCACCGGAACCGCAACCGCAGUAGCAGCUCGGCCUCUGUGGCGCCUUCGGCGGGAGGUGUCGUGCAGCCCAAAGAGGAGAAAUGGAAGUUAAACGGACAUUUCCCGGACGACGAGGACAAGUCUCUCCCGCCUAAACUCGAGCCCUCCGACGCCAUUCCGCCUCUCAUCCACUCGGACGCCAACCCCGAACCCCCGACCCUCAAACCCAUCGACGCCGCCCCGGAUCGCGAGGGCAAAACCCCCGGCGAGGGCGCGACGUACGACGGCGAGCCGCCAAACCCGCCGCCGUCCCCGCCGCUCCUCAACGGCCACUCCCGCCGCACCCUCCCGGAUCCUCUAUUCGACGGCGACGUUAGCGUGGUGGCCACUUCCACGUUGGCCGAGCCGGCGGACGCCGUCGCUCGGCGGAGCGCCGUACUCUUUCGUAAUUCCAAAGCCGCCGGUCCGCAUGAGGACGGCGGAGGGCGAGACGACCAGGACGAAGACAGCGACGAGGAGCUGGACGGCGGCGACGCGCAGCUGGCGUCCAAAUCGUUCCUGUCGGUGGUGAUUCCCAGGCUGGAGACGUUACUCCACAGCAAAAAGAGGAAGCACCUCGACGGCCAGGACGAGCACGGCGAGGAUGGCGAGUCUCCUGGUAAAAGACUCGACAUGGGACUGUCGCGAGGUUUCCUGGAGGCCGAGGAUGAGCUCGGCCAGCCCAGCAGACCCGCGGAGCCCCGACGGCGCUGCGCCUCCGAGUCGUCCAUUUCCUCAUGCAGCAGUCUACCCGGAGGUCCCGGCACCGUUCUCAGUCUUCCAAAAUGCGGGAAAGGCAAACCGGCCUUGUUGCGGAGAAACACCGUGGACGAUAAGAAUGAAUUAAUUGCCUGCAUCGAAAAUGGCAAUUUUGCCAAAGCCGCACGAAUUGCCGCAGAGGUUGGCAACAGCAAUAUUUGGAUGCCCGCUAGUGCUGCAACAGUUGCACUGGAACCCCUAAAGCUAGUUUGGGCCAAAUGUAGUGGCUACCCCUCCUAUCCUGCCUUGAUCAUCGACCCCCACAUGCCGCGCGUGGGCUGCCAACACAACGGCGUGUCCAUCCCCAUGCCCCCCAUGGACGUGCUCCGCAUCGGAGAACAAAUGCAGUACAAAUCCGACGAGAAACUCUACCUCGUGCUCUUCUUCGACACCAAGCGCAGUUGGCAGUGGCUUCCUAGAUCCAAGAUGGUUCCCCUGGGCGCGGACAAGACCAUCGACAAGAUCAAAAUGAUGGAAGGCCGCACGUCCGGCGUCCGUAAAGCGGUGCAGGUGGCCUUCAGCCGCGCCAUGAAUCACCUGAGCAUCGUGCGGGACGAGCCGGUCAGCGACCUCAGCGACGUGGACUGACGGGCGCAAGCGGGGAACCUCCUCACGUACCUCUGUCUUCUCUCGGAGACGCUCAUGUUUACCGACCGGCCCGCUCAUACACGCUCCUCCGACAUGCUGCUGGAAUGAAUGACCACCUAACCCCCCCCAAUCUCCACCCUGAGAGUGUCGCCACUAUCCUCACCAACCCCGUGACGUUUCCCUUCUUCACAUUUCAAGAUUUCAGAAUGGCGGCAAGUAUCCUGGUGGAAAUGACGACAUGGUGUAUAUUUCCAUACGCCCGCCUUUGUACGUAAACUGUAAAUAUGUAUAGUUAACUCGACACUAACUUAUUUAGCAGCUUUGACCGACUUUGCUUUGUAUGGAGACUCGAGUGCUUUGAGCAAGAAAAAAAAGGGGGAAGAGGAAAAAAAA